UAAACCCAAGCAAAUACGCUUACGUUUUGAUAUCUGCGUAGAGAGUAUGCAACCAUUCUUCUUCUCUGUAUAUAUAUAUCCAAACAAAACACUUUGACGAUCAAAAAGGACUCUUCGAGUAAAAUUUCAUUCUUUAGGUCUUUUGAUGCAUUAUGUCCUGUGUUUAUGAAUUCUCCUAAAUUUUCUUGAUUACUUACAUGACCAUUAGACUUUAAUGCAGCAACGAAUGCUACAUCUGGUCAAACACGAAACGUAUCCAUGGGCUCGUCCACUUUACCGACGUUUGGAAAGAAAUAUGACUUUAAUAGUGUGGCCAAUGAACCUUUGGUGGGGACCAGGGAUGUCAAUGUCUCAGACUCCUCCAUAAUUGGAUAUCCAAGAGGUCCUGCAUUUGGUGUUUCAAGCAACUCACACUUUGGCACCCCAAGACUUGAUUCAUACUCCUUUGGACAACCGGAAGUAUCUAUAUCAGGGAGCAAAAGGUGAACUUAUUGUCCAUUUUUCUCAUGUAUUGGAGCAAAUUAAUCAACAUUUUGAGGGAGAAUUUCGUUCUGUAAUCUAUAUGGAAAAGGAAGUACACCACCUCUUUUCAAGAGCUCUGGUUUUGGGAAGUCAACAUUUGGCAUUAAUCAAAAAGGAAGUAGAAUAGCAUCAUAUACUGCAACUCCUGGUAACGAUAUCACAGGAUUCCGAAUUCAAUCCAUUUGUGGAAUGCUGACUUAUAAAGAUAAAAGCCAGGAGGAGUUGAGGUUUGAGGACUACCAGUUAGGUGAUAAAGGAACAUUAGCCUUUAAUACAACAACGAAUGCUAUAUCUGGUCUAUUGCAAAACAUAUACCGGGGCUCAUCCACUUCACAGACAUUUGGAAAGAAAUAUGACAUUAACAGGGUGGCUAAUGAACCUCUGUUGUGGCCCGGAGAUUCCAAUGUCACAGACUUCUGUGCAUUUGGACCUCUAAAAGCUCCUUCAUUUGGUGUUUCAAGCAACUCACACUUUGGCACCCCAAGUUUUAGUUCCUAUUCCUUUGGCCAACCAGCUAUAUCCAUGUCAGGGAUCAAAGGAAAAGAAAGUACUUUGCUCCAGAACUCUGGUUUUGGAAAGUCAGUAGUUGGUAAUAAUCAGAAAGGAAGUAGAAUAGCAUCAUACAUUGCAACUCCAGAUAUAGAUAACAUAUUUCUCGAUGGUGGAGGAAUACAAUCCAUUUGUGGAAUGCAGAGUUAUCAACAUAAAAGCCAGGAGGAGUUGAGGUUUGAGGACUACCAGUUAGGUGAUAAAGUGGAAAGAGCAGGGAUUGACUCUCUAUCAAAUGAAAAUUCUAACCCAUCUUCGAAGCCACAUCAGCAGUCCAUUUCCCAUAUAUUUCCCCCAAACACAUCAUUGUUAAACUCUUGUGGCACUGGAAGUAGAGUGCAAUCUACUGCCUCAAAUGUUUCUUUUUCUCCGUGGACCCAUUCGAGUCCAUUUGCACCUUUUAAUCCAGCUUCCAGUUCUUCCACUACCUCCACCUUUUCUACAUUAAGGAAUCCGUGGUCUUUAUCAACAUCUACCCCUCUAUCUCCAUGUUCAGUUUCACCCUCUUCAUAUCCUUUGUUAGCAGUACCAUCAGGCCCUGAUUUUGAUCAAAAGAACUAUUUUCCUCCCACACCUGUUUUAACUACAGGAGGCGCUCCACUAUCCACAUUUUGCUUGAACUGCCUAAAGCAGUCACAGCCUACUCCACCAGGACUUUCUAAUGUUUCAAGCGCUCCACUUGCGACGAGUCAAAAUACUCCUCUGUUCUCUGUUCCUCUGCAGCCCGAAAUGACUCCUAAAGUUGGAAAAACACUUCCAAUAACCAAGGUUUCUCGCCCAUCAACAGAAGGUGCUAGUUUCUCAGAAAUUGGACAAGGAGUUGGUCAGCAGCCAAGUGUCGAUGGCCAACAGUCUUACUUUCCGAGAAUCAUGGAAGUCAAACCAUCACCAAUUAUGCCUCCUGCUGAACCACAACCUUCAGUCCAAAUCUCAGUUGAGCACCCGUUUUUGGAAACAUCCAUUCGGUAUGGAAUUUCUAGUUUACCUGUACUCUUUUCAUGGAUAAAGAAAACGCUUCUGGUGUACUAAGGACAGAAGUCCAUCGUCAUUCCAAGGGACCAGGUUCGUCCUACUUCAGAAUUCCACUGGGGGCUGAUUCAUCUAUGGACAGGAUGCAUGACAGAGAUAAAGUUGGUGACAAGCCCAAGUUAGAGCCUGAAGAGAUGCAUCAUGAUAUUGUGGCGAUGAUAAGGAUGUGGAUGGCAUUAUCCCAAAGCUUCAACGUGCUGAUUACUACACCGUUCCUUCUAUGGAGGAGUUGCUAUCCAAGGAGAAGGAAGAAGCUGAUUUUUGUUGCCACGUGAAG
Messenger RNA from Solanum lycopersicum (tomato), 2377 nucleotides. NCBI's taxonomy places the organism in Eukaryota, Viridiplantae, Streptophyta, Magnoliopsida, Solanales, Solanaceae. The record is from RefSeq and is a predicted model, not a curated record.